CACUGACAUUUUAACGCUGCUACAUGAUUUACAAAAACUCGCCUGAUUUUCAUAAAUUCCCCUCAUGAGAAAAUGCUAAAACUUAAAGCGCAGGACUAACUUUACAAAUAAAAUCUUUUUUUUUUUUAAAGGUCAAAAUAGUAGUUUUCGCAGAAUGACAGCACAUGCAGUGGGGAACACGUCUCAUUUAUAUCCGCGGCACAGAUUUAACAGAAUGUAAAUUGACUCCUUUAUAACAUAUGACCCCCCUCACAUUCAAUCUGUGAAAAAAAAAAUAUAUAUUUUGGCGUUAUCAACAAAUUAUAAAUGAGAAUCUUAGGAUAAACAACUGGCGUCAUAUUAAUCCGCGAGACACUCGGUGGUUUCAUCCUCUGAGAGCAAUAGUCCUCCGGUUCGCACCAUUAUUUGACAAAACACUUAAAAGAUGAAGCGAGAUGGUCGAUAUUCAUGUUCUGUAAAUAAAACAUCAUUUAUAAAAUAAAUCGAGAUACAUUAUAAAACAGAUUAAGGGUUUCUCCCUUUCGUCUGUUCCCCCUGACGCAUAAAUGAGUUCCGGCCAGCUUUGAGGACAGGAAGCGGGGAGACGCUGAUGGCGCCCGACUAGAAACAAGACCAACUAUUCGCUUUCAAAUAUCUAUUUUAUUUCGCCUCAUUCGCGUGCGUAAAGAGCGAAACAGUCGUCCAUUCAAGAGCAGAGAUGGACUCUGAGGAGAUGGAGGUGGAGAGCAGCAGCGAUGUGGGGCAUUCUGGGAUGGAGGAGCCGUCGGAGAGCGGCAUAGGCAUGGAGUCUUCAGAAGCCAUGUCUGCCGAUAGCAGUGAUGCGGCGGCUCCUCCUGCCCCGGCCCCAGAAUCAGACUGCCACGUAGGACAGAGCUCUGAGGGACUUGUGGUUUUUAUCCCAGAGACAAGCUCCAGUACAGAUGUGCGAAGAGUUCAUCUCCCAGACUCCUCUUCUGUCGCCCAGUCAACCAGUGUGUCCAGCGUCUCCACGGUGACACAGUCGGUCCUGGUGUCAGAGUCUGUCCAGGUCCUGGUCCACUCCAGUGCUGUUUCUGAAGGAGGAAUGAUGGUUUCUGAUUCCACUGCUUCCACAUCCUCAGAUCUCGGCUCAGCUAUUGACAAGAUCAUUGAAUCCACCAUUGGACCUGACAUCAUGAAUGGAUGUAUUGCGGUUACGAGCGCAGAGGAUGGCAGUGCAGAGACCACACAGUAUCUGAUACUCCAAGGUCCUGAUGACGGAGCUCCUAUGGUGGCUCAGAUGUCUUCCUCUGCACUGUCAAGCCGCAUUGCCAUUGAAGCACUUGCUGAUGGACCCACCUCCACUUGUCUGGACCAGGCAGACCUGUCAGAUAACCCGCAGGGCAGUGUGGAACCCGACCAGCCUGGACACUCCGGAUACCGUGAGCACGACGAUGGCAGCAGCAGCUGCAGUCGCCCAGACCAGCCGCAGCAUUCCCAGUACAUAGAGUGGAGUGGAGGAGAAGACCCAGACCAGACCAGAGAGGCUCGGUACAUCGAGUGCUCGGGAGCUGAACCAGACCAGACCCCACGUCAUUCAGGGGUCACCAACUACAAUGUGGCAGACUCAGAAGAACCUCUAGGGCGUUAUGCAGCAGAGUGUAGCGGUACGAACGGUAGCCCUCAGAGGCGCUCGUUUCGCUCCUCCCGGUACAUCGUAGAGUGCAGUGAUGACUACUUGGAGUACAGUGCUGAGGGUGCGGAGCGGCCGCAGCAUUCACGUUAUAUCGACAGCAGCGUGGAUGACAGGGAGCACGUCUCCGCAUCAGAGCAGGAAGGAAGUGCGGUAGAUGAGCCCCAGCACUCCUAUUUGCCACAGGGCAUGCUAUAUGCCGACGAGGGUGCCGUUCGGCACUCACUGGCUGACACAGUGGGAUCCCAGCUCACUAAUCAAAUGGACUGCAAUGAUAACUUGUCCGGCCCAUACAUAAGUAGCAGUGGGACAUAUUCCACCCAUCCAGAGCCUGAAGUGGAGGAGUCUGGGGUGGUGGUUGAGUCUGGGCACACAACCCCAGACAUGGCUGAGCUAGAGGAAAUGAUGGAGGUGGUGAUCGUACAGCAAUUUAAGUGUAAGAUGUGCCCAUAUAAAAGUGUCUCCAAGGAUACGCUCAUCAACCACAUGAGAGACAAACACUUUAAACCACCAGGUAAAUUAGGAGGUAAUGUGCUAUCUCAUGUAGGUGGUCCGGGCCAAAAGAAACGUGGACGGGGACGUCCUCGAAAAUCUGAAAGCAGAGCGCGAGCGGUCGCUGAGGUCAAGAAGGAGGAGCCUCCUGAAGAGGAAGAAGAUGACAUCAUUGAUGCAGGCGCUCUUGAUGAUCAAGGUGUGGAGAGCAGUUUGCGUACUCUAUUUAUGUCCAGAUUGGCUUCCAGUCACUGCACUCCUCCUCCUUCCUGCUCUUCAUCAUCUUCCUCACGGAAACGGCCCCGCAGGAUAGUUGGGCCACCCCGCAAAUUCCUUCCUGACUCAGAGUCACCAGCGGCGUCUCAAACAAACAAUGCAGGGGACCCUCAAGCUCCUGAAGAAGCAAGUUCCUCUGGAUUGGAGAAUGGAUCUUCCUCACUAUCCAAUGGGUCAGCAGUGGAACCAGCCGUCAGCCAGUCAGAUUCAGAAAACAAAGAUCCCUCAUCAAACACAGGCCCUGAUGACCUGGAGUUUUUGCCUAAAAAACGAGGCCGGCCGUCUAAGCGAUUCCUUCAAAAGAAGUACAAAAAGUACAUGAAUCGCAGCAAGUACUACAGAUCCCUCAAGCCUCUGCUAAGGCCUCAUAACUGCUGGAUCUGUGGUUCUCGCUUUCUGUCACAAGAGGAUCUCAGAUUCCAUGUGGAUUCUCAUGAGGGAAAUGACCCUGAACACUUUAAGUGCCUGCAGUGCAGCUACCGCUGCAAACGGUGGUCCUCACUGAAGGAGCACAUGUUCAAUCAUGAAGGUACAAAACCAUACAAAUGUGAGGUGUGUGAUUACUCCAGUGUUUAUAAGAAAGACGUGAUCCGCCACUCAGCUGUCCACAACAAAAGCAAGAGUCGGAAGACAGAUAUGUCUUGCGUCAAACCUUCACAGGUUCCCAAAGUGUCCGAGUUUCCAUGCCCCAUCUGCUGUCGCGUGUAUCCCAUGCAGAAACGCCUGACGCAGCACAUGAAGACACACAGCACAGAGAAACCUCACAUGUGUGACAAGUGUGGGAAAUCCUUCAAGAAGCGCUACACUUUCAAAAUGCAUCUUCUCACACACAUACAGAACUGUGGCAACAGCAUGUUUAAGUGUGAGUUCUGUGAAUACACCUGCAAUGACAAAAAGCACCUGCUUAAUCACCAGCUGUCCCACACCAACGACAAACCGUUCAAAUGCGAAGAGUGCAAAUACUCCACAAGUAAAGAGGAUUUCCUAGUGUCCCACAUUGCCAUUAAACACACUGGUGAAAAGCCCUUCUCAUGCGACAUGUGCCACUUCACGACCAGACACAGGAAGAACCUGCGGCUGCAUGUGCAGUGUCGCCAUCCCGAGGCCUUCGAUGAGUGGAGCCAAUCCCACCCAGAGGAGCCAAUUCGCCAGCGCCAGACACCUGUUUUCAGUAUGCAGCAGAUUGAGGAGCUGAGAUUGCAGCAUGAAACCCAGGGAUUUCAAGGGACAAUUGUAGCAGUGGACCCCAUUACUUUCCAAACCAUGGAGUCCUUAGGGAACACAUCUGUAUCUCAAGAUGCACUGGGGAACACUACCAUCAUUUACGAGCAAGCCCAGACUACAGACCUCUCAGCCCAGAAUGCUCUCGAUCUGCUGCUAAACAUGAGUAACGCCAGAGAACUGCAGGUGGCAGUGUUGAAACCAGAUGGUAAGACCCUGGAGAUGGGUUCUUGGACCGGAGCUGGCUCUGGGAGUGAGGGCUCAUCCUUGCAGCCUCAAAAGAUCGUCACAUUCCAUGUGUCAGAGAAUGGGGACACUCUGGUGCAGGAGGCAUUUGAGACAGCUACAGGGACCGUGGAGCAAGAGGAGACAACGGGUGUGUCGCAGGAGGUGACACAGAUUGGUAUUGGUACAUAUGAGGGAGCAGAUUUCAGUGUGGUGGAGCAGGCCUCUGAAGAAACGACACACAGCAGUUUAGAGGAACCCUCAGCAGAGCCUCCGGUCAUGGAAGUGAGCACCGAGCCCUUGUCCAUCUCUACACCGCUCAAAGAGAAUAAAGAUAAGUUUUAUUUGAGCUCAGGCUUGACAGAUGGAGUCCUGCAGCAGGUAGAGCUGAGCAGUGAAGCUCCAGGUUCCCCUUCCCUGUGUCCAUCACCCCCUUCUCAACAGCUCAACACCAAACGCUUCUCCUGCCGCAUCUGCAUGGAGGCUUUCCACGGCCGCUCGGACAUGGAGAACCACAAGAGGGCGCACAUAGACCCCAAAACAUUCAAAUGCCCUGACUGUGACUUUACAGCACCUUCUUGGCCAGAAGUCAAGUCUCACAUGGCCAUGCACGCAUAUUUGAGGCCUCAUAAAUGCAACAGCUGCAGUUUUGCUUCUAAAAACAAGAAAGACCUGAGACGCCACAUGAUGACACACACCAACGAAAAGCCUUACGCCUGUCAGGUCUGUGGCCAAAGGUUUAACCGUAAUGGCCAUCUGAAGUUCCACAUGGAGAGGCUUCACACACAGGAACCCUCACCCCGUAAACCCCGCUCUGUCCCCUCUCAGCAGACCAUCAUCGUCAAUAGCGAUGAAGAAGCUUUAGCCACACUGCAGAAUCUGCAGGCCGGUCAGGCAGUCAUAAGUCCGGAGAGGUUGCAGCAGGCUUUGGGUCAGGAACACAUCAUUGUGGCUCAGGAUCAGACUCUUUCUGACGAGGAGGAAGCAACAUAUAUUCAGCAGAUCACAACAGUAGAUGGACAGACGGUACAGCACUUAAUGACUGGAGACAAUCAGGUCACUGAGGUCCAGUAUAUCAUCUCUCAGGAUGGAGUUCAGCACCUGCUCCCACGGGAAUAUGUGGUGGUAUCUGAAGGAAACCACAUUCAGAUGGAGGAUGGGCGGAUUGCUCACAUUCAGUACGAGCAUGAUGGAACGUUUCUGCAAGAACAACAGAUUGCCCUGUCUCAGGAUGGACAGAUCCAGUACGUCCCCAUCACUGCCGAGCAGCAGGUUGUCGCCCCUGAGGACCUGGAGGCAGCUGCCCAUUCCGCUGUCACUGCUGUUGCAGAUGCAGCCAUGGCUCAGGCUCAGACGGUUUACACAGAGGCCACACCUGAACAACUGGAGCAGCUGCAGCAGCAGGGCAUCCAGUAUGACGUCAUCACUUUUACUGAGGAGUAGAAACAAGACACAAACACAAACACAAACACACAGACAGGUUUAUCUGAGGCUCGUCUCAGCUUCAGAUGACUGCAGUGGAUACUA
Sinocyclocheilus anshuiensis is the source of this 5392-nucleotide messenger RNA. RefSeq names its product zinc finger protein 335-like. Gene Ontology annotation, biological process: positive regulation of neurogenesis; brain development; positive regulation of transcription by RNA polymerase II. Gene Ontology annotation, molecular function: RNA polymerase II cis-regulatory region sequence-specific DNA binding. The record is from RefSeq and is a predicted model, not a curated record. Gene Ontology annotation, cellular component: nucleus. Lineage: Eukaryota; Metazoa; Chordata; Actinopteri; Cypriniformes; Cyprinidae.